AUGCUGCACGAACCGUCCGGCCAGAGCCUGUUGCUCGAGUCAGAGCGGGCCGGGUGGAGCCAGCACGGGUGGCUGCGGCCCCACUUCGAGGGCCAGAAGCGGGGCUCCUUCUGCGCCCUGGCCUCGUGCGCCGUCGUACUCAACGCCCUCCGCUCUGCAUCUCCACCCACUUCGUCUCCGCCGCCGCCAACCGGCUGCAGCCAAGAUGCGGACCCGGCCAAGAAGAAGCGGCGCAGGAGCGGUGAUGGUGAUGGCAAUGGCGAUGAUGAUGACCACACGGGCAACUACGACGGAGAAGAGGCGACACGAACAGAGCAACGCCGACCACCAGAGCGCGUGGUGACCCAAGACGACCUGUUCAGCAAGAUCGUGAUGAAGCACCUCCACAAACGUGAGAGGGACAUGCACAAAGGCCUCCACCUGAAGCAGGUGGCGCGCCUGUUCGAGUUGGCCGGGGCCACUGUGACGCUCCGCUGUUCGGAGGACCCACUCGAGGUCUCCCAGUGGCUCAAGGACGACAUUGCCGCCGUGCUCUCUUCCAGAACGCAAUGCGUGGUGGUCAACCUGUGGCGCGAAUUUGAGAACCACCGAGGAGGGCACGUCUCGCCGUUGGCCGCCUACCACCCGCAGCGACAGAUGGUUCUCCUGCUCGACGUGGCCAGCCACCGAACGACCCCGCACUGGCUCUCUGUUCACGAUCUGGUGCCGUCGCUGUGUCGAGUCGACAGCUGGUCGGGUCGCGCCCGCGGGCGGGCCUUCCACCCGCAUAACAAUUAA
This is a messenger RNA of Acanthamoeba castellanii str. Neff, 777 nucleotides long. RefSeq lists its product as uncharacterized. The record is from RefSeq and is a predicted model, not a curated record. NCBI's taxonomy places the organism in Eukaryota, Discosea, Longamoebia, Acanthamoebidae. The transcript is spliced from 6 exons. Bases 1 to 777 code for a protein of 258 amino acids. Gene Ontology annotation, molecular function: glutathione gamma-glutamylcysteinyltransferase activity; metal ion binding. Gene Ontology annotation, biological process: detoxification of copper ion; cellular detoxification of cadmium ion; phytochelatin biosynthetic process.